AUGGGUUUCCUUGACAAAUUACGAACUCACUAUGACCUUCAAAAGGUCGAGCAAUACACUAAGCGGAGGGAAGCACAGUCUCCGUUUGAAUUCCACGACCGUGAUUAUUACCAAAGUGUCUACCAAGAAGGUGUUUAUCUAGAUCCACACUCGUCUUCUCGUCGAUCGUCUUCGUCUUCUCUUUCGUCAAUCGGGUGGGGCACAGUUUCAAAAUUGGUUAAGAAACGAAGAGGACUUUCGCUAGCAACCGAACAAAUCAAGACAUCUGAAUCCUACAGUUCUCGUCCGUCAUUUGAUCCAAUAAAGUUAUGUUGUCCGGACCGAACAGAAUGUCUUCCAAUCAGAAAUAACACUGUAGGAAAUGACAGCAUUCACUUUAGAAAAAAAAAUUGUCGUAAAUUCCAAAAUCAUAGCAACUUUAGAGAAGUCAGUUUGUGGACUCAGAUUUUCAGUUUACCUGGCCCUAGUCAUAUAAUUUUCCCAAUCCAAAAUAGUAUAAAUAGCAUGUCAGACUCAAAAUCACACAAAACUAUAUAUAAACAAAGCGACGAUGAUGAUUGGAUUACUGAGGAUUUUAAUGUAUCGGACCAAUAUAAAUUGGUGAAAGGAAACAUAUUAGGUUUAAGAAAGAAUCUAGCUAGACUUUCAGAUAUCAGACUCCUUGUUACUGCCCUCACACGCCAAGUAGAUCGCGUAUUUGGUAAAACCCGCAAGAAACGGGUCGACUGGUUCGAGAAUAACCUCUUCUCAAGAUUUUGUUUUGCAUAG
Molecule: messenger RNA, 768 nt
Organism: Phycomyces blakesleeanus NRRL 1555(-)
Lineage: Eukaryota; Fungi; Mucoromycota; Mucoromycetes; Mucorales; Phycomycetaceae
Exons: 5
Coding region: 1-768 (255 amino acids)
Source: RefSeq, a predicted model, not a curated record